This is a messenger RNA of Salmo salar (Atlantic salmon), 6233 nucleotides long. RefSeq names its product wings apart-like protein homolog. The record is from RefSeq and is a predicted model, not a curated record. NCBI's taxonomy places the organism in Eukaryota, Metazoa, Chordata, Actinopteri, Salmoniformes, Salmonidae.
GAGGGCGCUCCUAUUUCCCAGUUUUCGCCCGAUGACGUGACGGGCCAUUGACCAGUUCAAGCCGAGACAGGGUAAAAUAAUUCCCUCAAUUCCGUUGGAAGCAAAAAGAUGAGGGAGGGGGAACUCGAAUGGAAGGCGUCGGUGCAACACAGAGGAGACAAUCGAGUUUGAUAGAGCUUUAAAAAAUGAAUAUAUCAGACGUAAAACCAACAUUAUCAAAAUAACAUUGUUACCCAGGAUACACGGGACUUUUUACAGUAUUUGACUGUCCUAUAUCUGUCAUUACUAAAGGCAGUUGAGCCUUGUUUAUAUUGUUUUGCAAGCGAGCUUUGAACAGGGUCGGGAGGCCCAAUCUGGUGCGGGAAGCGGCCGCCUUCUUCGGAGUGUUGUUGUUGAGUGGUUCGGUCUUUUCGCUCACCAAAGAAUAUGAAACAGGUGUCACGAUGACGUCCAGAUUUGGUAAAACCUACAGCCGUAAGGGAGGUGACGGCUCAUCAUCCAAGUUUGACGAGGUCCUGUCCAACAAGAGAGCCACGCUCAGCACCAAAUGGGGCGAGACGACAUACAAGGCCAAGGUGAGCUCCAAGCGCCCCGGCCAGAAGACUGAGGUGGCAGAGCAGCCCAAGAGGCCCAAACUCUCCAACGAGAGCUCCGAGGACCCCUUUGGGUUUGACAGCGAUGAGGAGUCCAAGACGGUCACCUCUCGCGUCCCACAGGCAAAAGCCUCCCCAGUCAAGCCUGCAUCCACAGAACUGCCCCUGGCAGGGAGGCCAGGCUUGACCCUGGAGUCCAGCAGCAGAACCAGCCUUGCUCCCAGUAGAGCAACCUCUAGUCUGGGGAUUGACAGAACCCAACUGAGGGUCACCGAGGACACAGCCAGGUUCUUCAACACCACCCCCACAACAGCCAAGCCAAGCCAACCGAGCUGGUCUAAUGAGGGUGCGACUGCAGAGAAACAUAGCUACUCAUGGUACAGCAACGCCUCGGAGAGCGACAAGAAACCCAUCGCUCAGACCACCACCCUAAAGAGCGAGGCCAAGGACUCUUACGACAACUGGGAUGCUGUGAUGCUUCUGGGGCCCACCUCGCCCACCCCAGAGCCCACUAGAAACCCCUCAAUGUGGGGUGGCGCGGGCAGCUACGGCCUGGGUCUGGCCAGGGAGGACAAGCCAUCCCCAGAGCCGAUCCCCAGUUACGUAGUGGGCCAGGGGGACUUCGCAGUCCCCAUCGAGCCCUCCGAGUCCCAGGACCACUCCCAGUCUCUCCUCAGGGCUAGCACCAACUGCCGGACCUACCACCGGCCCAACAAAGGCAAGCAGGCCGGGGACUCUGACAGUACCAGUAGUACUAGCACCAGUACCAGCACAUCCUUCAGUAGUGGGCCCGGAUCUGGCCCACUCAAGACCAACAAUACGGAGAACAGCAACAAGCCGGCGGGCCGUGGGAGGACGAGAGACUACACAGUGCUGCACCCGUCCUGCCUGUCGAUGUUUAACGUCACCAUUCAGGACCGGGUCAUGGAGGAAUACACCCCCGCUUCCGCCGUGGCUGCCCCCAUGACAGACCCGGGAGAGGCUGGCCGACUGAAAAAGAAGAAUGAACCAGCACCGGCCAAGCCCAUCAGGUUCAGACCUACACAGAGCAAGGCCAAGAAAGACACCAAGCUGGACUUCUUUGGCUUUGAGGAAAACGAGGCAGGCUGUGGUGCCAACCAGGAGGAGGGCAGUUCUGACCCUGUGGCAUCCGGCAGCUCCAAUUACAAGAUUAAGUACUUUGGCUUUGACGAUAUGAGCGGCAGUGACAGCGACGAAGACGAGGGCUCUCACGCCAAAGAGAGGAAGGCUAAGAGGGCUGUAGCCAUCGCUGCUGCAGCCACAGCCUCCCUUGCUGCCAUGGAGAUGAGGGUGGACAGCCCCCUGUCCAGCAGUGAGGAGCUGGACAGUCAGACCAGCAGCAACACAGAUUUGAUGGACUUCCCAGAGGACAACUCUGCCUCUGUGGGCCUAGAGAUGCCCAGGAGACCUCAGGCAAAACAGGUGGAGAAAUCCAAGGAGAGCAGGGAGACCAAUAGGAAGAUCUUCAGUGGUCCCAAAAAGUCUCCCACUAAAGCUGUGUACAACGCCAGACACUGGAAUAGAGAGCCAGAGGAGCUGCCCCCGCCACCCGUACCCCGAUCAACCACUGCACCCGCCAGCCAGUCGAGCGGGAGCAGCAAGGAUGCCAACUCUCACAAAGACGACGGCCUGUUCAAAGCGCCGCCAUGCCCGCCGCCCAAAGUCAUCAAGUCUGUGUCGUUCCCCACCGAGCCCUACCAGGACAUUGUCACUGCACUGAAAUGCAGGAAAGAGCACAAGGAGCUAUACACAGUAGUCCAGCAUGUCAAGCACUUCAACGACGUGGUGGAGUUUGGCGAGAACCAGGAGUUCACCGAUGACUUUGAGUACCUGGCCACUGGCUUGAAGAGUGGCCAGCCCCUCAACACACGCUGCCUUAGUAUCAUUAGCCUGGCCACCAGGUGUGCCAUGCCCAGCUUCAGAAUGCACCUGCGGGCCAGAGGGAAGGUGGCCCAGGUCUUCAAGACUCUCAACGAUGCCCCACAGCACCCGAACCUCUCCCUGUGUACGGCCAGUCUGAUGUACAUCCUGAGCCGAGACCGACUCAACAUGGACCUGGACCGGGCCAGUCUAGACCUGAUGAUCCGCCUGCUGGAGCUGGAGGGGGACCACUCUGUGGCCAAGGACAACCAGCUCACUGCCAAGGAGAUGUCAAAGGUCAAGGAGAAGAUCCGCAAGCUGUGCGACACGGUGCACAACAAGCACCUGGACCUGGAGAACAUCACGACGGGGCAUUUAGCCAUGGAGACCUUGUUAUCGCUGACCUCCAAGCGGGCUGGGGACUGGUUUAAAGAGGAGCUUAGGCUCCUGGGAGGCCUGGACCACAUAGUGGAUAAAGUGAAAGAAUGUGUGGAGAACCUGAGCCACGAGGAUGACAAGGAGAAGCUGGUGGCAUCGCUGUGGGGAGCCGAGAGGUGUCUACGUGUGCUGGAGAGCGUAACUGUUCACAACCCAGAGAACCAGGGCUACCUGAUUGCUUAUAAGGACUCUCAGCUUAUCUGCUCCUCAGCCAAGGCCCUGUGGCACUGCGAGGAGAUGAUCCAGCGCUACAGCCAGGAGACUGAGGUGAACAGUGCCCUGUGCUCGGCGGGCACUGCCCUGCCAUACGCCAGCCACAGCAAUGUGGGUAAGGCCGUGGAGGACUGCAUGAAGGCCAUCAUCGGCGUGCUGCUCAACCUCACCCACGACAAUGAGUGGGGAAGCACGAAGACAGGCGAGCAGGAGGACAUGAUCAUGACAGCUUUGAACUGUGUGCUCCGCGUCCCACAGUACCUUCAUCAGGAGAGGAGGUUCGACAUCCGAGUACUGGGUCUGGGUCUGCUGAUCAACCUGGUGGAGUACAGUGCUAGGAACCGCCACUGUCUGAUGGAGAUGGAGAUGGACGGAGGAGCUCCCUUCAACUCUGUCCUGGUGGCUGACAAAGAGGAGCUCAAGACGGAAGGAUCGCUCACCGCCAUCGCUGCCCUGGUGCAGCUCUUCCUCCAGCGGGAGCAAGCGGCCAUAGCGGCAGAGGCGGAGACGGAUGACUUCAUCAACGACGUGCCCAAACCCAAGCUGGACCAGAGCGGCGAGUGGCAGGAGUCUGGUGGCGAGAUCCAGUGGGUGGCCUCGGAGAACAACAACACCAACGCCGUCAGCGAGAAGGAGAAGGCCAAGAAGGAGGAGGAAAACGAGGAGCUAGACCUUACCAAAGCUCUGCAGCAUGCUGGGAAGCACAUGGAGGACAGCAUCGUGGCCUCCUACACUGCUCUGCUACUGGGCUGUCUCUGCCAGGGGAGUCCGAUGAAUGUGACUACUGUGAGGGAAAACCUGCCCAAAGGAGAUUUCUCAAUAAUGACAGAAAUGCUCAAGAAGUUCCUAAAUUUCAUGAAUCUUACAUGUGAUGUGGGCACCGCAGGGCAGAAGUCCAUCUCUCGGGUCAUUGACUAUCUGGAGCACUGUUAGAGACCUGACUCUGUGGGGAGGGACCACACUGGGGGCUGACCACUCGCCUCACACAGAGACCAGGACAGUUUGGUAGACCCAAGUCCAGACACACACACACACACACACCACACCCACACACACAGCCUGCUAAUAACAACCACCUAUCUUCAUCAUCGUCAACACCACGUUCACUAUACAUACUGUGAUGGCCUCCCUUCAAACACGCGAGGCCUGAAGCACUGUUUCAGUAUUCCACCACUCCUAUUAUGAUGUCUGUUUGGAACAGGAGAACUCGGAGCAGAUAACAGAAAAUAAGAACAACCUUCCGUUUAUAUUCUAGACGUUCUGUGUUCCAAACACUGUUUUUUUCCCCUUUCUGUUCCCUCACGAAGUUGUAAUUUAUGAUUCUCAGAAUGAUAUUCAUUAAAUGCUUAUUUUUUUUUAUUUUUUUUUUUGGUUUGUGACCAUUUUUCUUUAUUCGAUACCCCCAAUUGUGCUAUUCAGGUUGUGCAUUUAUAUAAAAACUCCUUGUAUCCCAAAUCGAUAUGUUGCCUUCUUGCUACAUCUGCCACAUCCUCCAUAGUUUUUUCUGCCUGCUGUAAAAGAUGUCUCUCCCCCUGCCUCCCUCCUCUGUUUACUUCCGAUUUGUCAUCAAAGUGCCUGUGUGCCUGACCCCCCCCCUUCAAUCCAUAGAAAGCAUUCGGCAGUGACCCACACAACUGGAAUAGGAACGCAAAGCAAAAGCUCUCAGCCCGCUUUGAAAUGCUGAAAGCCCCCAGAGCCCAACGGCCCCACUGCACUGAAGCGCUUUUAUUGCCUUCACGACUGUCCUCCUUUUUUGUGUGUGUGUGUGUUCUAAAAACCUCUGUCGUUGUCGUUGAGGGGAGGGUGUAAAAAGGUUUAGAAAUGAACAAAUAGAUUUUCUUUCUGUUUCGAAGUACAUGGAGUGGCGAGGAUGAGAGAAUUGCUAGUUUUGUGAGCACCUCACCUCUGCCCAAGUCGAUACUUUCGGAGAUUGUAGUAGUUCAAGGACAGACCUGAAAUGGUCCUCAUCUGUAGUUUUCACUAACGUGAGAGAACUACAUAAUUUAGUCUGUACUGGAGAGACUAUUGGGUCUGAAUGGCCACAGUGCUUCAGCUAGCUGUUAAAGGCUGUAGACCACAUUACAGUGUUGGUUUUCUGUUUCUGAAUAAAUACAUGCCAGUCUGGCAUUAAGUUAUGUUCUUCCUCUCUUCAAUGCUUCAAUUUCUUUUUAAGCUUUUCUCAAAAAAUCAACUGGACUAAAAGACUACAAGUAUAAUUUUUUUUUUUUGCUUUUCAAACUUUUUAAUUUAAGCACUUGAAUUGAUAAGAGCGCUGUUGUUCAUGAACUGAGCCUCUCAGUUUAGCGGUUUCUGUAUCCAUACUCACUCCGUUCUGAGUUUCAUAAUGUGAUGCCCAUUAUAUAACCAAUCUGUUUCAUGGCCAGUGUUCUCAGUUUUGUUCAAUUCAGGCUUGAUUGGGACUGCUGUCGGCUGCAUGACGUCGUCAGCUAAUUCGUUGGUUAUAUGCUGUUUCCCAUAGUUUUCUCCUAUAAAACUGUAAAAUCCUCUUAUCCCAGCUUGAAUGCGGAGGUUAGUCGGUCGUGGGGCUGUUUGGCGUUAAGAUGUACAGAAUUGGGGAGAUUACGUUUCCCCAUUUAUUUCCUAGUUGCGUUCAUUCCCCUUUGUAUAUUUCCGACAUGUUUUUGUUUCUCUUCUACUACGCGCAUGCACACCCACAGCCAUGCAGACAUUAACGCUUCAACCAUCUCCAUGCACACACCCUCAUCAAUACUUUCUAAGCUGUUAAGCCUCUUGUAUUUCAAUCUGAUGUACGCUGUAGUCGGGAGCCACACCAGUCGUUUUUUUUUUUAUUUUUUUUUUUAAGCUUAAUUAACACUUCUGAAGUUUACAAGAGCUUUAUUCACAAAUCUGGAAAUGGAUGGAACAAUGUAAAUACUUUUGUAAAUAUUGGAAAUUUAGAAAUGGUAGACUACUUUUCUGAAUCCAAUCCAAUUUAUUUUAUACAGCAUUUUCAGUUGUUAUUUGAAAGACAGAUUUAAAAAGGUGUAAAAAGCCAAAUGCAGGAACAUGCUCUUUGUACCAAUUUCAAGAAUGUCUUUGGUUACUUGUAUAUAAUUUUAACUUGAAUAAAAAUUGCUACUUUCAGUA